Molecule: messenger RNA, 1194 nt
Organism: Ornithorhynchus anatinus (platypus)
Lineage: Eukaryota; Metazoa; Chordata; Mammalia; Monotremata; Ornithorhynchidae
Gene: CISD2
Product: CDGSH iron sulfur domain 2
Exons: 4
Coding region: 259-771 (170 amino acids)
Biological process (GO): regulation of autophagy; autophagy of mitochondrion
Cellular component (GO): mitochondrial outer membrane; intracellular membrane-bounded organelle
Molecular function (GO): 2 iron, 2 sulfur cluster binding
Source: RefSeq, a predicted model, not a curated record
AAUACCAACAUCAUAUAGAUCGAAAGAUGCAGAGAAGGAGGAGAGUGGCGUGCAGCCCCCAGCCGCCCUCAGAACCUUGUCUUUAUGGAAGCGUGCGGCCAGGUCGUGAGGAAGGGAGGAAUGGGGGAGCUGGCCAUCGGCUCUGGGUUCAGUUCCCAUUUUGCGGAGGAAAACAGAUGUGCAGUCGACAAUUAGUGGCUGCAGUCGGCGGUUAACAGCGUGAAGUGAUCACGGAUUCUUCACGUGGGACUCAAAAGGAUGUGGUGGUUAUCUUCAUUUCACAAACUGGAGGGGAUCGUAAAAUGGAAGGAAGGCCCGGACUCGCCAAGAUGGAGUCACCCUUGUCCAUUCCGCUCCUGUAGGCCUGGCUGCCGGUCGGUCGGUUCCUGUGGACAACACACAUCCCCUGCCCGCGGGCAAGAGGACCAGCAGGUGCGUGAAGGGCGGAGCCUGCUGUUAAGCCAUGUUUCAGAAUGGUUGCGGUUACUGCCGUUCCUGGGCGUACUUGCACUGCUGGGCUAUCUCGCGGUCCGUCCGUUCCUCCCCAAGAAGAAGCAACAGAAAGACAGCUUGAUUAAUCUCAAGAUCCAGAAGGAAAACCCCAAAGUAGUGAAUGAAAUCAACAUUGAGGAUCUGUGUCUCACUAAAGCGGCCUACUGCAGGUGUUGGCGUUCUAAAACGUUUCCUGCCUGCGACGGUUCGCACAACAAACACAAUGAAUUGACAGGAGACAACGUGGGUCCGCUAAUAUUGAAGAAGAAGGAGGUAUAGCGACACCGGGCUCGGCACGCAUUUGUGGAAUCACUUAACGUGAUGUUUUUCAAGGGUUUAUGUUUGAGGCUGCUUUUAGUUUGGAUCGAUACCUCACUAUGAGGUCAUCCUAAUUAAUGCUGUUGAUUUUUCUCUGAGAGGGAUCUCAGUUUAAUUUCUUGCUACAUGUACGAUUAUAUUUGAUACUUUGUAUAUUCGGAAGAAUCAUGUAUCUGUAGAAAUGGGGAAAUAAGAUUUGCCAGUAUUUGUGUCAUGUUCUGAAAGGAGCACACCUGAGGUCUUUCUAAAGAGACCGAUGUCUUUAAGCCAAUGUGGUUACUUGUUUCUGUAACAAUGCGAAUGCUUUUUCCUGCACUCUUAAUUGUAUUAUUUAUCAAAUCAUUUGGUUCUUGUCAAUCACUUAAUAAAUCAAUUUUUUUCUAA